This is a messenger RNA of Pediculus humanus corporis (human body louse), 945 nucleotides long. RefSeq lists its product as uncharacterized. The transcript has 3 exons. The record is from RefSeq and is a predicted model, not a curated record. Gene Ontology annotation, biological process: mitochondrial electron transport, NADH to ubiquinone; mitochondrial respiratory chain complex I assembly. Gene Ontology annotation, cellular component: mitochondrion. NCBI's taxonomy places the organism in Eukaryota, Metazoa, Arthropoda, Insecta, Psocodea, Pediculidae. Bases 1 to 945 code for a protein of 314 amino acids.
AUGAUAAGAAAUUCAUUAAAACCGAUUAGUUGUAAUUCAAGUUUAUUUUUUCAUAAAGUUUAUGGAAGUCUUAAUAAAGUAGAAUAUUACAAUAUUUCAAAAUGUAAAUUAAAUACUAGUCAUUUUAAUUUGAAUCAAGAAAAAUCAAAAGAAGAACAAUUCAUUGAAUUUGUUAAAAAAAAUUAUAAAAACGUCAAUGUUUAUAAAGAUGGUAUUAGAAUAGCAAGAGAAGAAAUAAAAGUACUUAAGGAAGAAAUGAUAGAUUCAUUUAUAUUAAACCGAAGAAAUGCAGAGAGUCCAAUUGAAAGAGAUGGAGUCAUCGAUAUGUUAUUUAAAUUUGAAUGUGAAGAGGAUUUAGAUUAUUUUACUGUAACAACAGACAGUUCAAACAAUAGAGGAUAUAGUUCAGCUUCAUUAAAAAUAACCGAAGAAGGAACAGCUUUGUUUUCCGGUAACAUUUCGACUGAAGUUCCCAAGGAUGGAAAUGUUAAAUACACUGGUUAUGCCAACAUAAUGAGUGGUAGAAAAUUGAAAUCAUUUUAUAGGGAAAGUUAUUAUAAUUGGACAGCUUACACACAUUUAGUAUUAAAAGUAAGAGGUGAUGGACGAACAUAUACAAUACUUCUUCCAUCUCCUGGAAAAUUCGAGAGUGAAUACGAAGACAAAUACUUUCAUCCGCUUUAUACAAGAGGAGGGCCAUAUUGGCAAGUUACAAGGAUUCCGUUUAGACACUUUUUAUUUUCUAAGGACAAUUACCUCGAUGGUAAUAAUAAAGGCACAAUGAAUUUAGAUAAAAUUGCUAAAUUCGGAAUAACUCUUGACGAUGCCAAUUCAGGACCAUUUAAAUUAGAAAUCGAUUAUGUCGGAUUACAGUUUAGUUUCUAUUACAGAAGAGAAUCCCCAUAUGAAAUGUAUUACCUUCAACCAUACAGCAGCUUCGCAUAA